This is a messenger RNA of Babesia bovis T2Bo, 1363 nucleotides long. RefSeq lists its product as uncharacterized. The transcript has 3 exons. Bases 121 to 1323 code for a protein of 400 amino acids. Lineage: Eukaryota; Apicomplexa; Aconoidasida; Piroplasmida; Babesiidae. The record is from RefSeq and is a predicted model, not a curated record.
UACUAUUUAAGUCACAAAAACCACAAGGUUUUUAAUUGGUAUGUAUGGCACUUUUGAUUAGUCACUACUGUUUUAUUUUAAUCUAUUGUGUAUGGACUACAAUGUGAUUUUUGUUUAACGAUGACGGGGACCAAGCUACCAUGGAAUUGGUGGAGAAAGAAGCGUUUAGAAGACAUUUUGGAUGUACUAAAGGGUAAUGUAAACCCUCUUACCGGAACUCGACUUAGUAGGAGAGUGGAAGCUCCCUCUGCGGAUAUCAUAAAUUUGGGGGAUACAAUCACAUCGAAUGGGUCUCCAUAUCGCACAGAAAAUGGCAGUGACAUGCCAAGUAAACCGUUGAACUUUGUUGACCAUCCUAAUUCGAAUGAGAUGGACCUAUUCGGCAAUCAGGAGAGUAACCGUGAUCUUGAUAUGUUUGCUGGAUACAAUGGUUCAAACAUUGAUGCUUCAAGUAAUAGGGUGGCUGAUAAUCGGCUACCUAAUUCUCUAUGGCCAACGGUAGCUACGUGUAAUAACAAUGAAGAUAUGAUAACGUUUGACACUGGAGUUGCUCCCAAGGAUGAUAUGGACUCUCUUUUUGAUUUGGAACCAUUAAAUAAGCCUAAAUCGCAAGCUGAUUACGAAUCAUGUUUUUUACAGGAUCCGCCUGGUAUGAAAUCUACAUUUAAUUUUGACCACCUUAUCGCAACACCCAAAGUGGUGGACACAGUGGUAACAAUGGAUGAGAUUGACCAAUUGGUCUAUCAGACUGGAGAACCGGCUAAAGGCGCAACUGCAACUUCACUUGACGCAGAUAAAACCGAUCUACUCCUAGAUUCGGCAUUUUCGGGUCCUACAAACAAGGAACCAAUCCAGGUCCACCCAUUCUCUUCACCGUAUGAUCCUUUCUUAAUCCAGUCGAGCCAACAUGAUGAAAAUGACAAUGAAGAUUUUACUUUACUUUUAGAGGAGUCAUUUCGUGAUAUGGGAUGGCGUGGUAGUUCUGGGUCACCUAAUGCUUCUGCCAGUAACAAGGCCCUGAUAAGCGAGCAGCAACGAGAGAUAGCCGAGCAGCUACAGCAGUGGGCCUACAACGACUCGGGUGAGCUCAAAGACGUUCGCGCCUUGCUAUUUACUUUGGGGAAGGUUUUGUGGGCGGAUGCCAAGUGGGCACCUGUAGACAUUAGCAUAUGCACGGCACCGAAGGAAGCUGUGAAACCUCAUUACCACAAAGCUCUGCUCAUAUGCCACCCCGACAAGCACACGAGGUCGGAUUGGCAAACGUUAUUGAAGGCACAGUUACUAACCCAAGCACUGCAUGAGGCUUGGUCAUAUUUAGUGUAAAUAAACGGACUACAUUAAGUUGUACAUUAUUACUUCUCUG